AUGGCAACCACAACACCUAAUCAUCAACAAGGGGCAGUGGUGGUGAACCCUGGAGAAAGUGCCCAAAUCAGUCUUCGCAGUGACCUACCAGUAGCCACCCCAGGGCCAAAUGAGGUUCUCGUCAAAUUAACCUGUACCGGCUUAUGCCGGUCGGAGCUUCGCGCCGUCCAAGCUUGGGGUGCCUACAAUUCCAUUAUCGGUCACGAAGGAGUCGGCAUUGUGGUGAAAGCAGGUCCUGACGCCUCACAAUCUCUGCUCGGCCAACGAGUUGGUGUCAAAUGGUUGUACAGUGCAUGCAACGAAUGUUCCGUUUGCAAGCGCGGUUUCCCGCACAAUUGUGCCAAACAGCUUAAUACGAGCCGUCAUGUGCCCGGCACACUGCAGCAGUACGUGAUUGCGGAUGCGAGGUUCCUUACUCUCAUUCCGGAGGGCGUGGCCGAUGAGGUUGCGGCCCCCUUGCUAUGUGCUGGACUGACCAUGGUUGGAGCUUUGUCCAAGCUCGAGAAUGAGUUGAAGGAGGGGGACUUUAUUGUCAUCUCGGGAUCUGGUGGCGGCUUGGGCCAUAUUGGAGUGCAGAUUGCAGCUAGGAUGAAGAAGUUGCGAGUCAUUGCUGUUGACAGUGGUGAUGAGAAGAGGAAACUGAGUCUAGACUCUGGUGCAGAGGUGUUCUUUGACUUUAAGACCGAUGAUGUCGUGGCCCGGGUGAUGCAGUUGACUGGAGAGGGUGCACAUGCUACAAUCGUUGUCCCUGGAACGGAGGAUGCGUUGAAAAUGGCCCCAACUCUGGUGAGAAACAUGGGUUUUAUUGUCAAUGUUGGGCUGCCCCGAAAUGAUAUUUCAAUUCCACUUUCAGCUACAUUGUGCACAGCGAGAGGUCUUACCUUCAUGGGAUCUUCUGUGGGAACUGAGAAUCAAAUGACCAAUCUGCUCAAGGAAGCAGCAACAGGGAAUAUAAACCCAGCUAUUGAAGUUUUCGAGUUCUCGGCCGUGCCGACAUUGAUUGACAGACUAAGGGAGGAUGGAAUUACCGGAAGAGCAGUCGUGAGAUUGCCACAGUGA
Messenger RNA from Penicillium nucicola, 1059 nucleotides. RefSeq names its product zinc-dependent alcohol dehydrogenase. The record is from RefSeq and is a predicted model, not a curated record. Bases 1 to 1059 code for a protein of 352 amino acids. NCBI's taxonomy places the organism in Eukaryota, Fungi, Ascomycota, Eurotiomycetes, Eurotiales, Aspergillaceae. Gene Ontology annotation, molecular function: zinc ion binding; oxidoreductase activity. The transcript is spliced from 3 exons.